Messenger RNA from Entelurus aequoreus (snake pipefish), 1289 nucleotides. It is a transcript of the gene dnajc4, whose product is annotated as DnaJ (Hsp40) homolog, subfamily C, member 4. Lineage: Eukaryota; Metazoa; Chordata; Actinopteri; Syngnathiformes; Syngnathidae. The transcript is spliced from 8 exons. Bases 191 to 877 code for a protein of 228 amino acids. The record is from RefSeq and is a predicted model, not a curated record.
UUGAAGGCGUCGUUAUUCCCAUUUCCGGUCCGAGUGACACUUGCCAACGGCGUUUACGCAACUUCACAGAAACUUAUGAAACCCAGUCAUUUUUGACCGAGUCACCAGAUGGCCCACCGUUGCUGACGUCAUCAACAUUGUGCCCUGUCCAUGUAUCUAAACAAGAAAGAGCUGCGGGUAUCUCGUCGCCAUGCAGUUGGAGGCGCAGCUUCGUCUCUGUCAGACUUGCCUGAGGUGCUGCAAGAGUGGACUGCGUCUGUUCUCACAGAGAAAAGCUGCAAACUACUACGACCUGCUGGGAGUCAAAUCUGAUGCCACCUUGGAUGAAAUAAAACAUGCAUUUUUUGACAAAUCUAAAAAGAUGCACCCGGACCGCGACCCGUCCAACCCGGCGCUGCACGGCCAGUUCGUGCAGCUGAACGAGGCCUACCACGUGCUGAGCAAGGAGCCCAGCAGGAAGGAGUACGACUUCAAAAUCAGCGGGGGAGGCCACGCCUUCCGAUCCGCAUCCAGUCACAGCAGCAGCAGUGCAGAGGCGCAGGCCAGCAUGCGUUACUGGGAACAGGUGCACCAGUCCCACGCCAGGGAGAUGUCUGCAGAGGAGAGGGAGCGGCAGCGUAAGAGGAACUUCCGCCUGAUGGGCUACUGCCUCCUCACCAUGACGCUCAGCAUCGGACUGCACUUCGUUUUCUUCAGAAAACUGGAAGAGGUCCACACCAACUACAUGGACGAGAAGGAUCGCGUCAUCUCAGAAAUAUACAACGAGUCCAAAGAGAGGGCCAGGGUCAACGGUUUUAAGAAACAGACGGAAAUCAUGCGACAGAAACACGCAGAGUUUUUGGAGAAAUACAAAAUCCGCAGCACGGGGGAGAAGUAGGAGAGUUUUAGACUUUGAGAUGUUUCCUCAUUUCAAGGUGUUUGAACUCCUUGAAUGAACAAUGAGGAUCAUGUGAGGCAUCAGUGACAUUUAUUUAGCACCAGGCGGAUGCACACAUUUCUAAGGGAAAUGGUGAAAACAGUCCAAACAGUUGUAUUGACUGUAAAAGACAAAACUGGUUAUGUUUAGUUUCAGACGCCUGAUUAUUGUCCAUUGACUAUUGUGAGUAGUCAUCAUCACUUCCUUCCUGCUCAUUCUUGCCUGAGAUUUGCCACAUUAAAAGGAAAGGUUGUAUUUUGGUUGUAAAACUCUACUUUUUGUCUCUUUUGAUGCUACAAGUGUGACCUUUUGCGUUGAAUUGCAAUGACACACUGGCCCGACACCCACUUGCUGCUAAGAUGAUGAAACAGUU